Messenger RNA from Cyclospora cayetanensis, 675 nucleotides. RefSeq lists its product as uncharacterized. Gene Ontology annotation, biological process: mitotic DNA replication initiation. Bases 1 to 675 code for a protein of 224 amino acids. The record is from RefSeq and is a predicted model, not a curated record. Gene Ontology annotation, cellular component: GINS complex. Lineage: Eukaryota; Apicomplexa; Conoidasida; Eucoccidiorida; Eimeriidae. The transcript is spliced from 5 exons.
AUGCUUGCCCCCGAGGGAGAGGACUCUCUGCAAUCCGCUGCACCCGCGAGCGCCUUUAACGACUUCUCCCUCUCGAAUAACCACCCAUUCAAUAGCCAGGAAGAGCCGCUUUUCCCAGCCUCUCAGGGGUCGUGGUUCAGGACGCUUGAAGCCAAGGCUCUCGCCGAAGACUUCCUGCAUAUCGAUCAUGAGCUGGUGCCCUGCUCGCCGUUGAUGGAACUGAAGGGUCUCUCCUUCCUUUCUGCCACGGCGAAGGAGGAAUUUAAGAAGAAACUUCGGCUAGACGUUCUGCUGCCUUCCGACAACCUGCAGCUCUUGCUCUUCCAAGCGCGCAGUUUGCUCUCUGCCGGCAAAAUUCGUCUCUCCUUUCCCCCGUCAUACGGCCCCGCAAUAGUGGACGCCUUGCUCAAGGAUCCCCUCGGAGUGGAUCUCGCGAGGCACUCACUCUUCUACUUCGAGCUUGGAGAGGAACUGUGCAAGCUCUUGCCAGAGCAUGAAUGGCCAUAUCCUAAUCUGUUGAGCAUACUACGAUCGGCGCGAAGGCAGCGGCAUCUCCGUUUAGCCACGCAAAGCGGGGAUUUCAACAGAAAACUCAUCAGGCGGUUGACUUUCGAGGAACGCGACACUGUAAAUGCAAUACAAAACAGCAAACCCUUCAUGGGCCCCUUUGCUUGA